Vombatus ursinus (common wombat) is the source of this 3593-nucleotide messenger RNA. RefSeq names its product MTSS I-BAR domain containing 2 (gene MTSS2). The coding region runs from base 60 to 2297 and encodes 745 amino acids. Gene Ontology annotation, molecular function: actin binding; phospholipid binding. Gene Ontology annotation, biological process: plasma membrane organization; cell projection assembly. Gene Ontology annotation, cellular component: cytoplasmic side of plasma membrane; actin cytoskeleton. Lineage: Eukaryota; Metazoa; Chordata; Mammalia; Diprotodontia; Vombatidae. The record is from RefSeq and is a predicted model, not a curated record. The transcript has 15 exons.
GAGCCGCGCCCCCACCCCCCGCCCGCUUGGCCAGUCCCAAACCCUGCGCCCCGGCCGGCAUGGAGACUGUGGAGAAAGAGUGCGGGGCCCUGGGGGGCCUCUUCCAGGCCAUCGUCAAUGACAUGAAGAGCUCCUAUCCCAUCUGGGAAGACUUCAAUUCAAAGGCCACUAAGCUACACUCUCAGCUCAGGACCACGGUCCUGGCUGCAGUUGCUUUCCUGGAUGCCUUCCAGAAAGUGGCUGAUAUGGCCACCAACACCCGAGGGGCCACAAGAGACAUUGGCUCAGCCCUCACCCGGAUGUGCAUGCGUCACCGAAGCAUUGAGACCAAGCUUCGUCAGUUUACCAACGCCCUGUUGGAAAGCCUCAUCAACCCCCUGCAAGAGAGGAUUGAGGACUGGAAAAAAACCGCCAACCAGCUAGACAAGGACCAUGCAAAAGAGUACAAACGGGCUCGCCAUGAGAUCAAGAAGAAAUCAUCAGACACACUAAAGCUACAGAAGAAAGCGCGAAAAGAGCUACUUGGGAAAGGGGACCUGCAGCCACAGCUGGACAAUGCCCUCCAGGACGUAAAUGACAUGUAUCUGCUCUUGGAGGAGACAGAGAAGCAAGCCGUGCGCCGGGCCCUGAUUGAGGAGAGGGGGCGAUUCUGCACCUUCAUCACCUUCCUGCAGCCCGUGGUGAAUGGAGAAAUCACCAUGUUGGGAGAGAUCACUCACCUGCAAGGCAUCAUUGAUGACCUGGUGGUGCUGACAGCUGAGCCCCACAAGCUGCCCCCAGCCAGUGAGCAGGUGAUCAAAGAUCUGAAGGGCUCUGACUACAGCUGGUCAUACCAGACUCCGCCAUCUUCCCCCAGCAGCUCUGGCUCUCGAAAGUCCAGCAUGUGUAGCAGUGGUAACAGUACAAAGGGUGGCGCCCCAUGGCCUGGCGGGUCCCAAACAUACUCACCCAGUUCCACCUAUCGCUACCGCAGCCUGGCGCAGCCAGUUAACACCAGUACCCGCCUCUCCAGUGUCUCUUCCCAUGACUCUGGCUUCAUCUCCCAGGAUGCCACAUACUCCAAACCUCCAUCGCCAAUGCCCUCGGACAUCACCAGCCAGAAGUCCUCCAGCUCGGCAUCCUCUGAGGCUUCGGAAACCUGCCAGUCAGUUAGCGAGUGCAGCUCCCCCACCUCGGAUUGGUCCAAGGCUGGCCCAUAUGACCAGCCAAUGGCAACCACUCUGCAGCGGAGGAAGGACCGAGUAGAACAUCUGAGGGAAGCAGAAGGGGGCCCAGGCAGCGGGAGCUAUCCCAGCAUUGGUGGGGAAGAGACACCUCGACCCAGGAUGUCCCCUGCAACCAUCGCAGCUAAGCAUGGUGAAGAGGUCUCUCCUGCUGCCAGUGACCUGGCCAUGGUGCUGACGCGGGGCCUGAGCCUUGAGCACCAGAAGAGCAGCCGAGACUCCCUGCAGUAUUCCAGCGGCUAUAGCACACAAACAACCACCCCGUCCUGCUCCGAGGACACCAUUCCCUCUCAAGGUUCAGACUAUGACUCCUACUCUGUGAACGGGGACGUGGAAGUCGAGGGGCAGAGUGAGUUCGACAAGUCUUCCACCAUUCCCCGAAACAGCAACAUUGCCCAGAAUUACCGCCGGAUGAUCCAAACCAAGCGACCCGCCUCCACGGCCGGACUGCCAACAGGCAUGGCCCUGCCUUCAGGGGCCCCGCCGGGCGUAGCCACCAUCCGCCGCACACCCUCCACCAAGCCGUCGGUGCGCCGCACUCUCUCGAAUGCUGGCCCCAUCCCCAUUCGCCCACCUAUCGUCCCAGUGAAGACCCCAACGGUGCCCGAUUCACCUGGUUACACAGGCCCCACCCGGGUGGGCAGCGAGGAGUGCGUCUUCUAUGCUGAUGAUGCUUCCUCACCCCAUGCGCCUGAUUUUGCGAAGGCCUCCCCGAAACGGCUGAGUCUCCCCAACACUGCGUGGGGUGGCACCUCGCUGGAGGUGGCCAGCUACCCAGGAGCGGGACAGUCUCUCUCAGCUGAGGAGACUGAGGAAGAGCAGCAGGAGCUAGCAGCCGAUCGCCACAGCCUGGUAGAGAAGAUUGGGGAGCUGGUGGCAGGUGCCCACGCUCUGGGAGAGGGGCAGUUUCCCUUUCCCACCACCCUAUCCAGCACCUCAGGGGAAGAGACGCCUGUGCCACCCCCCGCCGCUUCGAGUGACCCUCCAGCUGAGGACAUGCUGGUGGCCAUCCGGCGUGGGGUGCGGCUUCGGAGGACCGUCACCAACGACAGAUCUGCCCCCCGCAUCUUGUGAUGUUGCUGCUGCCUCCCCGGCCUCCCAAGCAAAGGAGCCCUCAGGGUCUGGACUGAGCAGCAGGGGCCGUGAGAGAGAGGAGUGAGGAGAGAAAAACAGUCGGGAGCUACAUUAAAUACAAAAGAAAAACAAUAAAGGAGAGAAAAAGAAAAGUGAAAAAAAAAAUACAAGGCAAAGCCACUUUAUGGAUAGAGACACAGAAUCUAGAUUAAAAAAUUUAAACGAGAAAAAAAACUGCUUUAACAAACCUUGGAAAGGUGGAGCCAUUAGCCUUGAACUCUUCUGGAGUCUCUUUCAUACUUUGUCUCACCCCAUCUGUUCCCUACUUUUCUCCUGGUCUCCUCGCCACCCCUUGCCUUCUGCACCUCUCGCCCCUCCCGAGUGAGUGGUGGGGAAAGGUGUCCCUGGCCAGCGGUGAGCCAGGGAAGAUGCCCAGCCAGGCCCGGGACCAGUAGCUCCACAGCUCCCCCCACACUCACACCCAUGCACACACACAGCCUCCUACAAAAGGAGGAAAUGAUUCAUGGUCUUUCUCGGACUCCGUUCCGUUCGUCAUCUCGUCCUCCAGCCGGGCCACUGGUACCUAGUCUGAGCCGCUGCUUGGUUCCUCCCUAACUUGUCUUACCCUUCUCCUUUGUUCUUUCCUUCCUUCUCAAUGUCUCUGCUCUCUCAAUUAGCCAUGACGGCAGGAAAAGGAGAAUACGGGGCCAGUAGCACCUCAGAGUCAUGGGGCCCACCAGCGGAGGACUUUUUACUUCAUUUGAGGGAGCAGCAAGGUGACUAGGGCCCACCAGGAGGCUUCAGGGCCUCACUUUGGAGUCGAUUAUUGCCUUGGCCUCUGUAGCGAUAAGCAAUAUGGCCUCAGGAACAGGAACCCCUGGGACCAGGUCUGUCAGAGGUGUGAGUAACCAGCAGCAGUCCUUGGUCUUAGCAGGGUCUUUUCUAGUCUACACCUUCCUACUACUCAUCCGAUGUACUGGUAGGCAGAACUGGUUCUUUCUGGUGGGGAAGGUGGGAGACAUGUAGGAGCUGAGGAAAACACUGGGAAAAGGAAAGCAAUGUCCAGAAUGCUAUGGAGAAACUCGGUCCGUGGAGGUGGUUGGCAACGUCUCUGAGGAAACCAGGUCUAAUUUGAGCACCUUGUGACAGUAAUUCUGGUGGCACUUUUGGGUCAGUUUCAGCCAUCCUGUCACCCCAACCCAAGACUUGGGGUCGGGGGCUAGAGCUGUACAGAGGGUAUGUGUGUAGGGAGGGGGUGGGGAUUAUUUUGUUAAUAAUAAAAUGAAGGCGAUUAUA